This is a messenger RNA of Zingiber officinale, 537 nucleotides long. RefSeq lists its product as uncharacterized. The record is from RefSeq and is a predicted model, not a curated record. Lineage: Eukaryota; Viridiplantae; Streptophyta; Magnoliopsida; Zingiberales; Zingiberaceae. The transcript has a single exon. Bases 1 to 537 code for a protein of 178 amino acids.
AUGAGGGAUAGAGCGCGUAUACCACUGUUGGCAAGGUCCGUCAAGGAUAGGGUUACUCUAUACCAGGGCAGAGCAGACCCCUGGGCUGCUCGUAGCUGGUUGAAGAAUUUGGAAAGCACUUUCGGAUACAUGAGUUGUUCAGAUGAAGAGAAAGUGGAAUUGGCCGCGUAUCAUCUCUGGGAUCAGGCAGUCACAUGGUGGGAGAUGCAGAAGACAAUCUUUGCGGAACAGCGCAUCACAUGGGUGAUGUUCCGGGAUGCUUUUGAGUGCCAGUAUUUUCCAGCCACAUUCUGUUUAGCUCGACGCCAGGAAUAUCUGAAUCUCAAGCAGGGCGAUCGAUCGGUGAUGGAGUACAACGCUGAAUUCUGUAGAUUGGCUGAGUUUUGCCCUCAUUUGGUGGCACAGGAUUAUUAUCGGAUGCAGCAGUUCACCCAGGGCUUAGCAGCAUAUAUUCGGCUCAGGAUGUCAGGAUUUCCAGGUAGCUCCUACCGAGAAGUUUUGGAUCGUGCACUGUUUAUCGAGAUGACUCAGCAGUAG